Molecule: messenger RNA, 2424 nt
Organism: Durusdinium trenchii
Lineage: Eukaryota; Dinophyceae; Suessiales; Symbiodiniaceae
Source: the annotation of a GenBank genome assembly
AUGCUUUGGAUGGCUCGCAUGCUCGGCCUUCUGCUGGCAAGUGUGCAGCUGAAGGAAGUCAUUGGGCAGAGCGUGCCAGUGCUCCCUGCUCUUGGCGCCCGCCUUGCAGAUGAGGAUCUGCAGAAGGGCACGCUUGCUGGCACUUUCUACGUCCGCACGCCUCGGCUUGUUUCUGGCACGCCGGAGAUCAGCUCCUUCCCUGUCUAUUGGGGUGCAGAUGAAACCACGAAACUCGACUCGCAGCCUCUUGUGAGCAUCCCUGUCUCUGCCACCUUUCCGACUUGCUCAGGAACAUCUUGCUCUUCGAUCACUAUCCAGUCGGUAUCGCCCACACGCUUUGAGAUCUCUCGCGGGAUGUCUGGAUAUGACAACCGCGAGUCUGCUACAGUCACUUUCCCCAGUGCGGGUACUGUGACAGUGACCGAGAUGGAUAUUGAAAGUGGAUGGGACUUCUUGUACAUCGCCCGGGAAUCCUUUACGGGAACUCUGAGCUCCUAUGGCGAGAUCGUUCGCGAGGUGGCGGCCGGGCAAGAGUUGUUGUGGAGCACGGAUUCAUCAGUGGUACGGAAUGGAUGGAUUGUGACCUUCCAAACAACUGCUGCAGACUUGCUCAGCACCAACAUCGGAGCAACUGCAAUUCCACAGGGUGCCUCGCACUUCUUGGUUUACUCCGCCAACUCCAAUGGUGAGAUGGCCUCACCCUUCCCGGUGCCCAUUCAUGAUAUGUUCGCCUUGCCGGCGCCCUCGGCACUGAGCUUCAGCGAUAGCAAUGACCUCGCGUACCAAGUGGAUGGCCUUUUGCAACUCACGGGGCCCAGUGAUACCAGUGACGUGCUCCGCUAUGAUGUAUACUGGGGUGGCGCAUCGGGUCGGUUGGGCGUUUGUUCCGCCACCGUUGGCUUCAGAUUCGAACCAGGCAUGCAGUUGACCCAAGAUUGCUCCGGUGAGACGCACUUGCAGCCGAUCGCCGCGGAUCUGGUGCCCGGGCCCACGCAAGUGGGUGGAAAAGGACUUCGUUUGGAUGGUUCCUUUGCGGCGACGGCGACGGCAGCGACGACAUCUUUACAACAACUGGUGUCUUGGACAGCUGCAGCAUGGGUCAAUCCUUCAGUGCAAUCGACUCGACUGGUGUCUCUAUUUGGAUCACCUUAUACACAUUACGAAUACUACUUUGCCAUACAGCUGACAGAGGCUUCAGUACCGCGCUGUGUGACCUUUCCGGACCUUUAUGGCUUUGGUGGCCAGAACUUCUGUGAAGCACCAGCUACCCAUGCUUUGAGCCGAAACGUCUGGACGCACGUGACAUGCGUCUACGAGGCCCAGGCAUCGCUGUCCGUCAAGCUGCUCAGGAUCUAUGUGAACGGAGCUCUAGUGCAGACGUGCAAUGCGCCGGAGCCAUCCUUCUCCAGCAUGGUCCACCAGCUCUUCAUCGGUGGAGAUCCGGUGCCGGUUGAAUCGGGUGAUCAGUCCUACUUCGAUGGUGCGCUGGAUGAAGUCGGACUUUGGAAUGAGUCUCUCACUCCGGAGGCUGUAUCUGACCUCUACAUGAGCUACCGUGUAGCCACUUGGUCGGUGGGGGAGACAACAAGCCGGCAGAUCAGUGCUAGGGCUCCGCAGGGCUCAAGUACCUUGCACGCGGUGGCCGUGGGUGAAUUCGUGGAAAGCACUCCGCUCGUCAUCCCGUUGGUGGACAGCGCAAGACCAGUGCAUCUUCCUGAAGGGAUUUCGUUUACAGAUACCGAUCCAGCUGCUGGUAGCUAUGGCGGGCAGGUCCUGGUGACCCGAGCCCUCAAUGAGUCCGACAUCUCACGCUAUGUGGCGUACUGGGGCUCCAGCUCAACCACUAAGCUCUCAAAUACGGCUGCCCUUGGGUAUGUGGACGUGGCAGGGCAUGUUUCUUCGCAGCUUUCGAUCUCAGUGAGCGCUGGAUCCGUUCCGCCCGCUGGAGCUAGCCACAUUGUGGUGGUGUCUUCCAUCAACGUUCCACCAGCCAGCGGAGAAAGCUCACAAGGUGUUGGUCUCGCCUACCAAGAUUAUGUGCCUCCAAGUGUCUUGGCACAAGCGGUGAGCUUCAGCGACACGAACCCAGUCCUGGGGAAGGUCUCCGGCACCGUACAGGUGACGAGAGCCAGCGAUGAGUCCGGAGUGGUGUCCUACAACCUCUACUUCGCUGACACCAAUGCGGCGCCACUCACGCUAAUCAACAAGGUGCCAACAUCAUCUUCACACAUUACCCUCACGCUGACCGACGUGGAGAUUCCGAGCAAUGCCACGAGCAUUCUGGUGCUGCUCGAGGGUGCUGGAGGGGAAGCACAAACUGGAGUCUCCACCAGCAGCCUCGACUACGCAGCCCUGGAUAUGCCGCAGGGUAUCGCCUUUGAAGAUAUCGAUUCACUGUCUGGUUCAUUCCAAGGCGCGCCGUGA